AUGCAGUACAAGGAAGGAAGGAGCACUUUGAUUCAGAGAGGAAGGGCGCUGCUUCAAAGGAACCCGGCUCUCAGGAAGCAAGUCAUCCGAGCGUUGCACGAUCGCAAGACAAGAGUGGCUUUGAAGCAGCAGCUGACGAUUCUUUGUGACGAAGGACGCUCUCAUCCUGAAUAUUGGGCCCUCAAGACAGUUCUCGACAAAGUAGAUGGGGGCGAGGACGAUUCAGACGUGAUCCAUGCUGACGGUUCGUUUGACGAGCCCAGUUAUGCUCAAGACUGGGAUGACGACAGUUGGAGUGAUGGGUUCCAGGGCCUCCACAUCAGCCAGGACGACAAGUUUUCUGAUGAGGGACUGGGUAUCAGCUUCUCGGAUAACGAUUCUAUACAGAACUGGUGA
This is a messenger RNA of Guillardia theta CCMP2712, 396 nucleotides long. RefSeq lists its product as hypothetical. The transcript has a single exon. Bases 1 to 396 code for a protein of 131 amino acids. The record is from RefSeq and is a predicted model, not a curated record. NCBI's taxonomy places the organism in Eukaryota, Cryptophyceae, Pyrenomonadales, Geminigeraceae.